This is a messenger RNA of Myxocyprinus asiaticus (Chinese sucker), 1385 nucleotides long. RefSeq names its product guanylyl cyclase-activating protein 2-like. The transcript has 4 exons. Gene Ontology annotation, cellular component: photoreceptor inner segment; cone photoreceptor outer segment. Gene Ontology annotation, molecular function: calcium ion binding; calcium sensitive guanylate cyclase activator activity. The record is from RefSeq and is a predicted model, not a curated record. Bases 287 to 880 code for a protein of 197 amino acids. Gene Ontology annotation, biological process: visual perception. NCBI's taxonomy places the organism in Eukaryota, Metazoa, Chordata, Actinopteri, Cypriniformes, Catostomidae.
GCUGAAUUCUGAGCCAGUAGGGCAUCUGUGUUGAAAGGUCAUGGUUACUUUCACAAUUUGGUUAAGACUAAAUCAAAUUCUGAAAUUUUGAACAUCAAUUAUUUUGCUAUUUUUAAAAAGGAUAUACAUUCGUACCUACACACCUCUCAAGCUGACAUUUUUAGUGUUGUAUCAUCAGUUUUAUUGGAAUGUUUGGAUCAAGGAUAUCUCCAGGGAAGUGUGGCUGCCAGAUGUGAUCAUGGACAUUAUUUGUUGAGAGGCUAAGCUUUUGUUGUUCAUUGUCGUGAUGGGUCAGCGGCUGAGUGAUGACUCUGAUGAUAAAGAGAUUGAUGUUGCUGAACUUCAGGAGUGGUAUAAAAAGUUUGUGGUGGAAUGCCCAAGCGGAACACUCUUCAUGCAUGAGUUCAAGAGCUUCUUUGGUGUUACUGGCAACAAGGAAGCAGCAGAUUACAUAGAAAACAUGUUCCGAGCUUUUGACAAAAAUGGGGACAACACUAUUGAUUUUCUGGAAUAUGUUGCGGCCUUGAAUCUAGUGCUGCGAGGAAAGCUUGAGCACAAACUGAAAUGGACUUUUAAAAUGUACGACAAGGACGGGAGUGGCUGUAUCGACAAAACUGAGCUAAAGGAGAUUGUGGAGUCAAUCUACCGACUAAAGAAAGCUUGCCAUGGUGAACUUGAUGAAGAGUGUAACCUCCUGACCCCAGAUCAGGUGGUGGACCGAAUAUUUGAGCUAAUGGACGAGAAUGGAGAUGGGGAGUUGUCUCUGGAUGAGUUCAUUGACGGGGCACGGCGGGACAAAUGGGUCAUGAAGAUGCUGCAAAUGGACGUUAACCCCGGAGACUGGAUCAAUGAACAGAGACACCGCAGCGCCAACUUCUGAACUCCAUGUUAACCAAAGCAAGCCCUUAACAUGCUGGAAACCUACCCCUUAAUUAUGCAUAGUUUCUCAAAAUGUUAGUCCUGGUAAUAAAAGUGAACCUUAACCCAUCAGCUCCAAUUAUUUUGAUAAAGUGUAGAGAGGGAUCUCUAGAGCAAAGGGAAAUGACCUCUGCCAAUAUAUUCUUCUUUUCUCAUAUAUUCCCCGUUGUAUCUCUCCCUUGUGUCUGUUUUGAAAGCAACAUUUAUUGUAUUUAAAUGUACAUAUUUAUGUUUUAUUUAUUAUUUCUCUCACAUUUGUUGUUAGGAACUGACCCUUUGAUGAUUGAAUGAGUGAUUUCUGACUCUAUUGUUACUGUUACACUGUGGAUGAGGUGGUUUUAAGUUUUAUUGUCUGUCACAUAUUACAAAAUAAAGGAAAAAUAGCAGCCACUGACUUCAAAUGGACAUAUCUGAAGUUUGUAAAUAUAUGAAUAUUGCAAAAUGUAUCAAAAAUAAAAAUCUUCAAU